Molecule: messenger RNA, 2261 nt
Organism: Nilaparvata lugens (brown planthopper)
Lineage: Eukaryota; Metazoa; Arthropoda; Insecta; Hemiptera; Delphacidae
Product: BTB/POZ domain-containing protein 6
Exons: 1
Coding region: 338-1603 (421 amino acids)
Biological process (GO): neurogenesis
Cellular component (GO): P-body; cytosol
Molecular function (GO): protein binding
Source: RefSeq, a predicted model, not a curated record
ACCGGACCACAGAAUUUUAUUAACUGAUUUUAUAAGUAAAAUCAAUGCAGAGAUUACAAUGUUUGGUUGGAUAACAAUAAUUAUCAAGUUGUUUCCUGCAUUAGCAUAUGGUUCAACGUUCAGACGUCUAAUCUAAUCAGCCCAAUCUAUCUAAUCAGCUGAAGAGGUUUAUUCCGUUUAAAGCACAUUUCAACUAGUUCUUAGUUUUGAACUUCAAUUCGUGACGGUCAAGUUAAUUUAGUCACCAGUGUUACAUGAUUCAUCUACCGAAGGAUACAAGUUCAUAAGUUACUUUGAGUUACGUUCAGUUACGUUGGUGUUCAUAAACGAUUCAAAAAUGAGUUCAACCGCUGAAAAUACAAGUGAAAAUUCUAAUUCAUUGGAGAAAUUCGCAAAUCGGUUCAACAGUCCAUCGUACAAAGGAAUAGAUUUUGAUUGUGAAUUCAUAGUUGGCACUGAAAAAAUUGUUAUAAAGGGACAUAAAUUUGUAUUCGCCGUGUCAAGUGAAGUUUUCCAAGCCAUGUUCUACGGUGAUUUGAAGGAGGAGAAAGCUGUCAUCGUUGAAGAUCUACAUGCGGACGGAUUUGAGUGUUUGAAGCAGUUCAUUUACACUGGUCAAGUGAAUUUCAGAUCGGCUAUGCAAGCAUUGCUGACGUUUGUUGCUGCUCGCAAGUAUCUGAUAGACGAGCUGAGCGAGGCGAGCACAAAGUUUGUGCUAGAAUGCAUGCGUCCUGCCGAUGUGCUGCAAAUCUACGAGUGUUGCAAAAUGUUCAAAACACCUCAGUUCGAAGACAAAUGUUGUGAAUUAAUUCAAGAAGCAACCGACCAAGUAGUUGCUAGUGAAUACUUCACCACCGUGCAACUCGAAACAAUCGAGUUGAUUUUGAAGUCAUCGCCACUGAAUCUGCAGUCAGAAUUGGACGUUUUCGAUCUGCUCGAACGGUGGGCCUUGGCUGAGGCCAGUCGCAGAGCUAUGACAGUCGAGAGAAUCGCCACAGACUUCAACUCGCUCAAAAAGCACAUUUGCUUUCUUACAAUGAACGGCAAUCAGUUUAUCACACGAGUUGUGGAGUCUCCGCUGUUAACGCAGCAAGAGAAACUUGUUAUUGGAGUCAACCUGAUCGAAUUGAAUGCAAAACCAAUGCCAGAAAGUAUUUCUACGAAGUCUCAGCUGCGUCACUUUAUUGGCCAAACUUGUACUAUCAAACAUCAUACUUUCGUAUUUGAACUUGACAGCUACAAAGAUCAAAGUACUGAAUGUAAUGCAAAUUUUUGUACAUUUACGUUACCUUUCUACAUUAUCAAAAUAGAUGAUUAUGUUUGCCUCCGAAUGAGACCUAGAUCCUUAAUAGACUCUCUUGAAAUGCUGGUGUGUUCUAUUGAAACAAAACUUCGAGUAUUAGCCACAAACAGUUGCAAUGAUCUUUUCAUCAAAAAAGACUGCGAUUUCAUAGGUAAAAAAUUCGAUUUGAGAUCUGAUCAGAAGUCUAAGGCGUGUACUAUUGCUGCUAUUCCCUUAAGCAAGAUAAACAAACCACGCUUUUUGCGAGGAGCCAAUACAGUACACAUUGAAGGCACAUUCGAAAUCAAGAAACUAGAAUAAAGUGGCUGCUUAAUAUGGAGUUACACAUUAAGUUUCUAAUCAUUUUUGUCGUUUCUAAAUUUAGUUUCUUAUCAAAAUUAUAGUUUCUAAGUUUUCACCUCCGAUCCUUAUUUUUUUCAUUCACGAUUUUCAUAAAGUAAUAUUUGAUUCUAAAUUUGGGUGGUAAAGGAAUCGUUGUACAAUUGAAACUUAUUUUUUCCUCCUAAGACAUUAGAUUAUUAUUUAAUUUAGACAUUGAAUUACACGAUAAAAAGAGCACAAUAAAAACUGAUAUGAUAGAAUACGGAAUAUUGAAACUGUGUUAAAAGAGUUUUGAAUAAAAUUACUUAAAUUUUUUAUUGAUUUCGUUUAUUGUUGGAUUCAGAAGUUCCCUAAUAAUAGAAAGUUGUGAUUGAUAAUAGGAUUGGAAUUUAAUAUUCAUAUUUAUUAUUUUAUGUUAGGUUUCUUAUUAUUUACCAGAAGGUAACCCGUGCUUUGUACUAGGGAAAAUUUUGUCUUAAAAAUUGAAAACUCCUCAUGUCCAGGAAACAUGACAAAAUAGAUUAAUUACUUAUUAUUUUAUGAAUAUUACGUGGAUUAAUUUUCAUCAGAGUUAAAAAUUCUGAAGCAAAAAGAAUUGAAAUUCAUUUCUUUAUUAAUACGAUUCUAUUGAUCAUUU